CUGAGAAGAUCACCAGGGCAAGUGUGUUUUCCAGGAGGUAAAAGUGAAGCAACUGAUAAAGAUGAAAUAGAUACUGCCCUUCGAGAAGCUAAAGAAGAAGUGGGACUCCAGCCAGAGAAGGUGGAAGUCAUCUGUAGGCUUGUGCCUGGAAUUGAUAAAAUGAAUCACUUGGUAACACCGGUUGUAGCAUUUAUAGAGGAUACAUUCCAGGCUACUCCCAAUCCAGAAGAAGUGAGCGAUGUUUUUGUGGUGCCAUUGGAAUACUUUGUCAAGCCCGUAAAUUACAAGACCUUGCCUUAUGAAACCUCCUCUGGUUACUUAGGUUGGGUACACUGCUUCACAUAUGAUGACCAUGAACAUAAAAUGUCAUACAGGAUAUGGGGACUUACUGCACACUUUGCUGUGUUUCUUGCUCUUGUAAUUUUUAGGAAGAGACCUACCUUUGAAGUUAAUUAUGAUCUUGACAACUUAAUUUCAUCCUCUGAGAAUAACUUCAUGAAUUUAUAUUCAUCCUUACAUGAAAGGAAGAAAAGUAAUCUAUGA
Messenger RNA from Apaloderma vittatum (bar-tailed trogon), 543 nucleotides. RefSeq names its product peroxisomal coenzyme A diphosphatase NUDT7-like. Gene Ontology annotation, biological process: coenzyme A catabolic process. The annotation marks the transcript as partial. Lineage: Eukaryota; Metazoa; Chordata; Aves; Trogoniformes; Trogonidae. The transcript has 2 exons. Gene Ontology annotation, molecular function: acetyl-CoA hydrolase activity; coenzyme A diphosphatase activity. The record is from RefSeq and is a predicted model, not a curated record.